Molecule: messenger RNA, 1855 nt
Organism: Ceratotherium simum simum (southern white rhinoceros)
Lineage: Eukaryota; Metazoa; Chordata; Mammalia; Perissodactyla; Rhinocerotidae
Gene: ZSCAN26
Product: zinc finger and SCAN domain containing 26
Biological process (GO): regulation of transcription by RNA polymerase II
Molecular function (GO): DNA-binding transcription factor activity, RNA polymerase II-specific; RNA polymerase II cis-regulatory region sequence-specific DNA binding
Source: RefSeq, a predicted model, not a curated record
AGUAUCGCUGAGGAGACAGUCAAAAGACAGUCCUUCAAAACAGAGAGCAGGCUGAAGCUGGGGAUGGCAGCAGCAUUGAUGAGUGCUCAUUCCCCGGCUCCUCUGAAUCUGAAGAAGGAGGGGCUUCGGGUAGAGAAGGAGGAUCAGCGCUCUGCUUGGCAACAGGGACUCCAGCUGCAAGGAGACAGCACAGGCCUUGGACAGGAGCUGUUGUGCAAACAGUUCAGGCAGUUGCGCUAUGAAGAGACCACAGGACCUCGAGAAGCACUGAGCCGGCUCCGGGAACUUUGCCGACGGUGGCUGCGGCCCGAGACCCACACCAAGGAGCAGAUCCUGGAGCUGCUGGUGCUGGAGCAGUUCCUGAGCAUCCUGCCCGAGGAGCUCCAGGCGCGGGUGCGGGAGCAUCACCCGGAGAGCGGGGAGGACAUGGUGGUUGUACUGGAGGAUUUGCAGCCAGAGCUUACAGAAACAGGACAACAGGUGGACCCAGACCAGGCAAAGAAACAGAAAAUGCUUGUAGAAGAGACAGCCCCCCUGAAGGCAGUGCAAGAGAGGCAGGUCCAGCCUGAGUGUGAGGUUUCCAGGCCUGAAAAGGAGAAAGGUGAGGACACAAGGACUGAGAAUGGGAAGCUGGUUGUAGAGACAGACCCUUGUGGAGGAGUGGAAUCAUCUAGGAAGAUAUCUGAACCCAUAGAGACUCAUUAUGGGGACUCUGACUUGGAAAGACCGCAGGCCAAGCCCAAGGAGAAGACUGCCUAUAAAUGCUCAGACUGUGGGGAGGGAUUCAUCCAGCACUCAGACCUGAUUAAACAUAAAGGUACGCACAUGAGGGAAAAGCCCUGUGCAUCUGAAGUGUGUCAGAGUUCUAGUCUUACUAGACAUCAGAAAAUCCGUUCUAGAGAGAAAGGUCAUCAGUGUCAUGAGUGUGGGAAGACCUUUCAGAGAAGUUCACACCUUGUCAGACACCAGAAAAUCCAUCUUGGCGAGAAGCCUUAUCAGUGCAAGGAGUGUGGAAAAGUCUUUAGCCAGAAUGCAGGCCUUUUGGAACAUCUCAGAAUCCACACUGGAGAGAAACCUUAUCUGUGUAUCCACUGUGGAAAGAACUUCAGACGCAGCUCUCACCUUAAUCGACACCAGAGAAUUCACAGUCAGGAGGAGCCUUGUGAGUGCAAGGAAUGUGGAAAGACCUUUAGUCAGGCCCUUCUCCUCACCCACCAUCAGAGAAUCCACAGCCACUCCAAAAGCCAUCGGUGCAACGAGUGUGGGAAAGCCUUUAGUUUGACCUCAGACCUUAUUCGACAUCACAGGAUUCACACUGGAGAAAAACCUUUCCGGUGUAAUAUAUGCCAGAAAGCCUUCCGACUGAACUCACACCUCACUCAGCAUGUGAGAAUCCACAAAGAAGAAAAGCCCUAUGAGUGUAAUGAAUGUGGAGAAGCCUUCAGACAGAGGUCAGGUCUUUUUCAACAUCAGAGGUAUCACCACAAAGACAAACUGGCUUCCUGACGUGUCCUUUGCUUAUGGAACCUCAGAGACAGUACAUUAACAAACAAACAGCACUUGAGGAAAGGUCACUCUAGCCAGCUCUGGGGGAGCUGGGGGCCAAGUUGGAGGCUGUCUGCCUCCACUCUUCUUUGUUUUUCUUGAAGUCAGCUUUGGACCAUAAUAAUUUGACUCUAGAUGGUACUGUGGGAUCAUAGUUAAACAGCAUUCUUUACUGCAGGACUUCUUGGAGCCAUUAACAUGGUUAAUGCAUGAUUAUGCAUCUCCAAAUAGUAGAGAGCCUCGUGAUUGAGAGAGGGCUUUGAAGUCAGCAGCAAAUCAAGUGUCCACAGAUUUACAGGCUUAAGCAGAA